AUGAACCAGACCAAAACGUACCUGGUUUCGGCGGUCACCUUCCUUUCCGAGUUCAGCAUUACAGACCAACCUGUUUUUGGACUUGUUGUCAAUGGCGCACUUGGCGCAAUCACAAUGGCAUGGAAGACAAAUAAUGUAUUGGUGCAGCAAAUUUAUAUCAUGGAGCACAAUGUCCGACACUACGACAUCAGAGACCCACUCCAGGCACUGCAGUUUGUAUCUAUUCUACCUCGCCUCGCACGUCACGGCCUGGGACUUCGCCAUAUAUUGGAGAAGCAGCUCACGGAAAUAGAUAUGACUCGAUUUCAAUCCAAGCUGUGGUCCAAGUUGCCCCAACGGCUGGAAGACAAGAGAUUGGCGGCAGCUAAGCGGACAGAAUCACAAUCAGAGCAAGCGGCCGCACAAGAUGGCAGAUGA
Molecule: messenger RNA, 417 nt
Organism: Suillus bovinus
Lineage: Eukaryota; Fungi; Basidiomycota; Agaricomycetes; Boletales; Suillaceae
Exons: 2
Coding region: 1-417 (138 amino acids)
Source: RefSeq, a predicted model, not a curated record